Messenger RNA from Phanerochaete carnosa HHB-10118-sp, 1251 nucleotides. RefSeq lists its product as uncharacterized. The transcript is spliced from 9 exons. Lineage: Eukaryota; Fungi; Basidiomycota; Agaricomycetes; Polyporales; Phanerochaetaceae. The coding region runs from base 479 to 1228 and encodes 249 amino acids. The record is from RefSeq and is a predicted model, not a curated record.
GCGGUUUGCGUCCCAUUGCAGACUAUAGUCUGGCCAUGAAACUGGAGAUUAACGAGGGCUAAAGCAACCCUUGUUCUGCCUAGACUCUUCCAGGUCAUACUGAAGAUAGCACAAAUUCCAAUUCAUAUUUCUCCGUGUACUGGUUUGGCGCUACCGGUACCUUCUUCCUGGGCAUGUGCUCCGCGAAGGGCGAGUGCUAGCCUCCGCGCGGGUGGGAUUACCGCCUUAUUGAAUGUGUGGCGUCAGGAAACAAGAACGCUGCGUGACCCGGCGUUCUCACAGUUGGAGCCCUAUCUUGACCAUACCAUACUAAGUCUCUUUAGCUACAGGCACUGAACCACUGACGGAUCAAUAGACUCCAUACGAGUUGCCACCAAGGUCACCAGUUAGGCCCUUCGCCGACGGCAGAUCCCAUGGACCCUAGCUUGAUGCGCAUGUCGUGGCUUCGGAUGAUAUAAGUACAGAUGAGAAUUUGGCAAUGACGUCCAGACCACUCUGCACAAUCUCACCGAGCAUGAGCGAAGCUACAGGGCCACGGAAGGACGCAGCCGCUUCGGGUCGUCCUCUCGUAGACGACACUCCCGUUGAGCUCGCUGCUGGCAAGACAUCACAGGCUGAAACCAACGCGCAAGCGCCGUCUGCAGAUCAAGACGACGACGACGACGAUUUUGACGUUGAAGAGGCUCUUGCCGAAGCGGGCCUUGAGCCUCGCGGACCCAAGAACAACCCAACAGCAAACCUGUGCGUUGAGUCCCAUCGGGCUUAUAAUUCAUCUUCGUACGACGAAUCGGCAGAACCAAGCCGCGGGAGUCCCUAUCGGGCGUUAGAAGGCUACGACCCUUGUUCUGUGGGAAAGGCAGUGGCAACGCGAAGCCCACUCGGCGCAGAUAUGGAAAAGCGCGUCAACAGGAGCGUCCAUAAAAUGGCGGGCAGCAAAUGGAGCUUUAUAUCACUGAUCCUACCGGACACCUCUCACGAGAUGAGCCAGGCGACUGAGAACGGAUUGACGACUUCAACGGCGUCGGACGCCACGCGUACCAACCCCGCCAAAGCGACCACCGGCGAUGCAGGCCAUACCCCGACGGCGGUCGGCCACGAUGAAGACGAUGACUUCGACGUGGAUGAAGAGCUGAUCAAGGCUGGUCUUCAGCCCCGGGGACCGAAGGACGCCACUACUGCUACUCCAGGUUCCAAGAACCCCAGGCCUGUAGUAACGCGUCCUCAAUAGAAGGUUCGUGGACAUUCUUGUAC